This is a messenger RNA of Zea mays, 3443 nucleotides long. RefSeq lists its product as uncharacterized. Gene Ontology annotation, biological process: protein phosphorylation. The record is from RefSeq and is marked validated. The transcript is spliced from 2 exons. NCBI's taxonomy places the organism in Eukaryota, Viridiplantae, Streptophyta, Magnoliopsida, Poales, Poaceae. Bases 638 to 3028 code for a protein of 796 amino acids. Gene Ontology annotation, molecular function: receptor serine/threonine kinase binding; ATP binding; protein kinase activity.
GGCUGGCUCGGAUGCGGACGCGCUGCUGGCGGCGAAGGCGGUGCUGUCGGACCCGGCCGGCGCGCUCGCGUCCUGGACGAACGCCACCAGCACCGGCGCCUGCGCGUGGUCCGGCGUGACGUGCAACGCGCGCGCCGCGGUCAUCGGCCUCGACCUCUCCGGCCGCAACCUCUCGGGCCCGGUGCCCACGGCGCUGUCCCGCCUCGCGCACCUCGCGCGCCUCGACCUCGCCGCGAACGCGCUCUGCGGCCCCAUCCCGGCGCCGCUGUCCCGGCUCCAGUCCCUCACCCACCUCAACCUCUCCAACAACGUGCUCAACGGCACCUUCCCGCCGCCGCUCGCGCGCCUGCGGGCGCUCCGCGUGCUCGACCUCUACAACAACAACCUCACCGGCCCGCUCCCGCUCGCGGUCGUGGGCCUGCCGGUGCUCCGCCACCUCCACCUCGGCGGCAACUUCUUCUCCGGCGAGAUCCCGCCCGAGUACGGCCGCUGGCGGAGGCUGCAGUACCUCGCCGUCUCCGGGAACGAGCUGUCGGGGAGGAUUCCUCCGGAGCUCGGCGGCCUCACCACCCUCAGGGAGCUCUACAUUGGCUACUACAACAGCUACUCCAGCGGCCUACCCCCGGAGCUCGGCAACAUGACGGAUCUCGUCCGCCUCGACGCCGCCAACUGCGGGCUCUCCGGCGAGAUUCCGCCGGAGCUCGGGAACCUCGCCAACCUCGACACGCUCUUCCUGCAGGUGAACGGGCUCGCCGGCGCCAUCCCGCCGGAGCUGGGCCGGCUCAAGAGCCUCAGCUCGCUCGACCUGUCCAACAACGCGCUCACCGGCGAGAUCCCAGCGAGCUUCGCGGCGCUCAGGAACCUCACUUUGCUCAACCUCUUCCGCAACAAGCUGAGAGGCAGCAUACCGGAGCUCGUCGGCGACCUGCCCAGCCUCGAGGUGCUGCAGCUCUGGGAGAACAACUUCACCGGCGGCAUCCCGCGCCGGCUCGGCCGCAAUGGACGGCUCCAGCUGGUCGACCUCUCGUCCAACAGGCUCACCGGCACCCUCCCGCCGGAGCUAUGCGCCGGUGGCAAGCUGGAGACCCUCAUCGCGCUCGGCAACUUCCUCUUUGGCUCAAUCCCUGAACCACUGGGGAAAUGCGAGGCACUCUCCCGCAUCCGCCUCGGCGAGAACUACCUGAACGGUUCCAUCCCGGAUGGUCUCUUUGAGCUGCCGAAUCUGACGCAGGUUGAGCUGCAGGACAACCUCCUGUCCGGCGGCUUCCCGGCGGUUUCCGGCACCGGUGCGCCGAAUCUGGGGGCGAUCACUCUCUCCAACAACCAGCUCACCGGCGCACUGCCGGCGUCCAUCGGGAAGUUCUCAGGUUUGCAAAAACUGCUUCUCGACCAGAAUGCAUUCACCGGCGCAGUACCGCCGGAGAUCGGGCGGCUGCAGCAGUUGUCUAAGGCUGACCUGAGCGGCAACACGCUUGACGGCGGUGUGCCGCCAGAGAUCGGGAAGUGCCGGUUGCUCACCUACCUGGACCUCAGCCGGAACAACCUGUCCGGGGAGAUACCGCCGGCCAUCUCCGGCAUGCGAAUCCUCAACUACCUGAACCUGUCCCGGAACCACCUCGGUGGAGAGAUACCGGCAACCAUUGCUGCGAUGCAGAGCCUCACGGCCGUGGACUUCUCCUACAACAACCUGUCCGGGCUCGUGCCGGCGACUGGGCAGUUCAGCUACUUCAAUGCCACAUCCUUCGUCGGCAACCCGGGGUUGUGUGGGCCGUACCUUGGACCAUGCCAUUCUGGCGGCGCCGGCACGGGCCAUGAUGCACACACCUAUGGCGGCAUGUCCAAUACCUUCAAGCUGCUAAUCGUCCUCGGCUUACUUGUCUGCUCCAUUGCGUUUGCUGCCAUGGCGAUCUUGAAGGCCCGGUCACUGAAGAAAGCCAGCGAGGCACGCGCUUGGAGGCUCACUGCGUUCCAGCGCCUCGAGUUCACCUGCGACGACGUGCUAGACAGUCUGAAGGAGGAGAACAUCAUCGGCAAAGGUGGAGCCGGGAUCGUGUACAAGGGGACGAUGCCGGACGGUGAGCAUGUCGCAGUGAAGCGGCUUUCGUCGAUGAGCCGUGGCUCGUCACACGACCACGGGUUCUCUGCAGAGAUACAAACCCUCGGGAGGAUCCGACACCGCUACAUCGUGAGGUUGCUCGGCUUCUGCUCGAACAACGAGACGAAUCUCCUGGUGUACGAGUUCAUGCCCAACGGGAGCCUGGGGGAGCUGCUCCAUGGCAAGAAAGGUGGCCAUCUCCACUGGGACACUCGCUACAAGAUCGCCGUCGAGGCCGCCAAGGGGCUCAGCUACCUGCACCACGAUUGCUCGCCGCCGAUCCUGCACCGCGAUGUUAAAUCGAACAACAUCCUGCUUGAUUCCGAUUUCGAAGCACACGUUGCUGAUUUCGGGCUCGCCAAGUUCUUGCAGGACUCUGGCGCAUCACAGUGUAUGUCUGCCAUUGCUGGCUCCUAUGGCUAUAUUGCCCCAGAGUACGCAUACACCCUCAAGGUGGACGAGAAGAGCGACGUGUACAGCUUCGGCGUGGUGCUCCUGGAGCUGGUAACGGGAAAGAAGCCGGUAGGCGAGUUCGGGGACGGCGUGGACAUCGUCCACUGGGUCAGGUCGACGACGGCGGGCGCGAGCAAGGAGCAGGUGGUCAAGGUCAUGGACCCCAGGCUGUCGAGCGUGCCGGUGCACGAGGUGGCGCACGUGUUCUGCGUCGCGCUCCUCUGCGUGGAGGAGCAGAGCGUGCAGCGCCCCACGAUGCGGGAGGUGGUGCAGAUGCUCGGCGAGCUCCCCAAGCCAGCCGCUGCCGCUGCAGCUGCAGGGCAAGGAGACGAGGUUCCCGGCAGCGGCGACGGCGACGAAUGUUCCGCCGCGCCGUCGGGUGCUCCGGCAGCUGAUGAAUCUGUUGAAGCGCCGCAUGGCGAAGCCACCAAAGAACCGAGCUCACAGUCUUCGCCGACCACUGAUCUCAUCAGCAUCUGAGAGCUGUGUCGAGCUUGUUUUUUUUUCUUCUCGUUGCUAUGUUUCCUUCCUUCUCCUUGCGAAGUUCAGAUGUUUGGAUGUUUCUAGAUUAUUAGGGUUUGGUGUUUUAGGUCUCACCUGCACUUAGGGUGGUCUCUGAGAUUCAGACAUCUUGUGUUCAUCCAUCUUCAUUUAGGUAGGCCCCGGGAUUCAGACAUCUUGUGUUCAUCCAUCUUGUGUUCAUGCAUCUUAGCCUCACUUAGGACACUGCUGUGUACAGUAGUACAUAUCAAGCUCCCUAAAUCUCCAUUUUGCUGUCAGAACUGAAGGACCAUUUAGGGGGGGAUUAAGGAGCCUAGGAUUAUGGAGCAGUCAAGGUCGUUAAUGUUGCUGUUUGUACUUGUGUUAAUAAGGUGGGCAUUGAUAUGUUGCUGUA